GAUUUCAACUGUCGAGGUUUUUUAGUUGCUUGUGCAUCCUGGCGUUGCUGUCGGCUUGAGAUUUACCUGUUGAUUAAAAACCAAACACGAGACCCUACUUUAAACCCACUCACUGGAUCUGAAAAUUCAUUGGACUAAGCUAUGUCGAAAAAGUUCAGCUGCAUUGUUGCUGUUUGUGAAAAUCGUGGUAUUGGCAUUAACGGAGAUUUACCAUGGAAAUUAAAGCAGGAACUAAAAUAUUUUUCACAUACUACGAAGAAAGUUAAUGAUGCUGACAAAAGAAAUGCGGUUAUCAUGGGAAGAAAAACGUACUUCGGGGUCCCAGAAAGCAAACGUCCAUUGUCGGAGCGUCUAAAUAUUGUGUUGACGCGAAAUGCGGCUGCCUAUACUUUUCCGCCGGAUGUGUUGGUUUGUGGCAGCCUGCUGGAAGCAUUGCACAAGCUGGAUUCAACUGACCAUGGGGAAUACAUAGAGAACAUUUGGGUUGUCGGAGGUAACAGCGUAUAUAAGGAAGCCAUGGAAUCCGAUCGUUGCCAUCGAAUCUAUUUGACGGAAAUCAAAAAGCAAUUCGAUUGUGAUGCAUUCUUCCCAGAAAUACCUAAUUCUUUUGUGGUGAUUGAUAAUGAUCCAGACACUCCAAGUGGUGUGCAAGAAGAAAACGGAAUACAGUAUGUAUACAAGAUAUAUGAGAACAAACAACAAUAGGUUGGAUAUCAUAGGUCGAAGCAAAACUUACGGCCCUUUAUCAUCUAUUAUCGUUUGGCUUCCUGCAGUAGCUCAUACAACUGCGCUAUCUGUUCAUCUCGAAAAUGGUUUAAUUGAUUUUCAGUCAAAUCUUCUCCUAUCAUUCCUAUCGGUCCGGGUUUCCCUCGCAACCCCAGUUGCUCAGCAAGAUUUAUCGCAUAUCCCUGUAAGAAUAAGGAAAAUACGACGUUUUAAUGAUGUAAAAGUUUCCUGGAAAUACAAGUAUGGGUAAAUAGUAACUUACUGCCCAUUCGCUCAUAAAUUUCUGGCUUUCCAUAGGAGAGCAAUUCUUGUGGCGUUUAAACUCUUCUUUUACGUAGUUAUUACCGAGCUCCUGCAACGCCACCGGCAGUCCUGAUGAAACGAAAUCAUUUCUCGUAAAAUUCAUGUUAGCAGGAUUAAUAUAACAAAUUGUACACGAAAUUGCAUUACUAACCACGGUGCAUACGAAGAAUAGUCUUGUACAAAACUCUAACUUUUUGUACGUGGUUCAUUUUUAUCCAAAUAUUUUAAUUCCGCUUAGCUCCUGUCUGUCCUGUCCUGUCGUUUCUAGCCUGUCAAA
This is a messenger RNA of Anopheles merus, 1306 nucleotides long. RefSeq names its product dihydrofolate reductase-like. NCBI's taxonomy places the organism in Eukaryota, Metazoa, Arthropoda, Insecta, Diptera, Culicidae. The coding region runs from base 142 to 705 and encodes 187 amino acids. The transcript is spliced from 2 exons. Gene Ontology annotation, molecular function: dihydrofolate reductase activity; NADP binding. Gene Ontology annotation, cellular component: mitochondrion. The record is from RefSeq and is a predicted model, not a curated record. Gene Ontology annotation, biological process: glycine biosynthetic process; folic acid metabolic process; tetrahydrofolate biosynthetic process.